AUGCCGAAGAGAAAGAGAGCCGCCACUCCUGAGGAGCCCGUAGACAGCGAUGGCCCUAUCUUUUGGUACGGCGUUGAUCACAAGUACGGCGCGUUCAGUCAGUUCUUCCCAGCCACGUUCACCGUACCCAAGGCCGACAUCCUCAGAGUCGUGGGCCAUACAGUCCCAUCCCCAUCGGCAGAGCAGAAAGAAGAGCUCGUUACGUUCAAUAGGGCCGAGCAGUUCAUGAUGUACAGCAAAGCCAUUUGCUUCCAUGACCCCAAGUCUGCCGCACUCAUUCUACGAUCGCAGAGCCCGAAAGAGCAAAAAUCACUCGGCCGCAAGGUGGAGAACUUCACCGAUCAAAAAUGGAACGCGGUCAAGAGGCAAGUCGUCGAGCUCGGCAGCACCGCCAAGUUUGGCCAGAACGAGGAUUUGCGGGCGAUGCUGUUGGGGACAGGCGAUCGUGAAUUGAUUGAGGCAGCGCCGAGGGAUCGAGUAUGGGGAAUUGGCUUUGGGGAGAAGAGGGCGAGGACUAUGACGAGCCGUGAGAAAUGGGGGCAAAACUUGUUGGGGAAAGCUUUAGUGAAGGCCAGAGAGAAUCUGCGAAAGGGUGAGGAGGAAAGCAAACCUGAUGGAGAAUAG
Clonostachys rhizophaga is the source of this 624-nucleotide messenger RNA. The record is from the annotation of a GenBank genome assembly. Lineage: Eukaryota; Fungi; Ascomycota; Sordariomycetes; Hypocreales; Bionectriaceae.